AUGUACAGAACCCCUGAUUCCUUUUAUCAAGAUUCCAACGAAGACUCCUGCUCCGCAAGUGCUCAGUCGUCCGUAAAUCCCAGUCAGUACACUACAGUCACCUGGAGUCGCCAUGAUCCACGUGCGUACCCAACAAUGAGUGAACCAACUCAAUCGUCGAUAACUUACGAUGAAAGGGCACCUUACAUGACAAAUCGCCAGACUUGCGUGGACGCCGAAUUUGGUGGAUAUGACCGUGUGUCGAAGAGCGCCCCAGAUUCUUUGCACUACCCUACUUACCCUGCGCAUGUAGCUGGGUAUAUUCAUUAUUCCUCUCCUGGUGAUACGCUCCCUGGCUCGGACAAAGGACUCCCUGAGGGUUCAACGCCUUCUCCCCAAUUCCGGAGUUGA
This is a messenger RNA of Lentinula edodes (shiitake mushroom), 390 nucleotides long. RefSeq lists its product as uncharacterized. The coding region runs from base 1 to 390 and encodes 129 amino acids. Lineage: Eukaryota; Fungi; Basidiomycota; Agaricomycetes; Agaricales; Omphalotaceae. The record is from RefSeq and is a predicted model, not a curated record. The transcript has 2 exons.